This is a messenger RNA of Symbiodinium sp. CCMP2592, 1290 nucleotides long. The record is from the annotation of a GenBank genome assembly. NCBI's taxonomy places the organism in Eukaryota, Dinophyceae, Suessiales, Symbiodiniaceae.
AUGGGUUGGGGCCGUUCCCGUUACAGCAUUCUGCCCAUUGCGACCGUUGCGGGCAUCGUGGUGGUGUGUCAGUUGCCGUAUGGCACGAAAUCGCCGGUUGAGGAACUAGACGGCCUGGCGGAAGAAGGCUACCUGCCCCACUGGAUGGUCCCCGUGAUCAUAGGGCUGGCAGCAGUGUCUUCGUGCGUUUUCUUGGCCGGAUGCUUCUUUUCAGCCAAGAUUGCUGCCGGCUUCCUGGUGCCGAAGACUCUUGUCGAUCCCCUGAUCUACUUGGAGGAGGCGUCCAGUGCUGGGGCUCGACUGCCGCCCAGCCGCUGCUCGCUGUGUUUGUGCCCGCCCUGUGCCAUCUCGGGCUAUGAGACGGGAGAUUUGCUGCUGGGGUCCUGCAGACGGGAGUGGCGUGUCAGCUGGAUCCCGGUCUUGGGAUCUCUUUAUGCUCUUUUUUCAUGGCGGCCCCGAGAGGAGAAUAUCCAGGGUGUGGACUCCCAGCGCACGGUUCGCUGGCCUCUCGCCACCUCCUCUUUGGUGGGCAGUGCAUGCGCUAUCUCCUUCUGGGAGUCCGGAGACAUGAUGACAGGCCUUUGUAGAGGAGAUGCCAGGCGAGCCCUUUGGUGCACGGUCUUUCUCUGUCCGAUGGCCUGGCCUUGCCAUGCGCGCUGGGCCUGGGCUCCCCAAAUCAAGAACUUCCGACGCACUUCCGGCACAGUGCCAGACGACCUUGUGGGCCAGCCAAUGCUCGUACGACAGCCUUCACCGCAGGUGUCCGGAAACUUCCUCGUUUUCCAGGACCAGCACGUCGGGCCUAAUGUGAGCUUCCAGCAGCCAGAGCUGUACACGCGUGAUCUUGGCCUUUGUGAAACACUCGAGGACUGUGUGGAGACCAUGACUUCUGAUGUGGACGUGGCGGUAUGGAAUCCCGACACCAAAUCACUGAGAGCCUUGGCAGUACCGCAACGAGCCAUGUUUUCGGUUCCCUACCACACAGCAGUUGGCAUGACGACUCUGCAAAAGAAGUGGAUACCUCUCCACACACAACACUUGGACCUCUCCCACGGACCCAGAGUACACUACUUGGGAAGCCUCGGAACGGCUUGGACGAGCCAGGAGUGCUUAGAGCUUUUGCUGAAGCAUCCGAAGGCCAACUACGCUGUGUGGCUGAGGGAGCAGGACCACGUGCUGCACAUCUUCGACAUUUCCCCUAAAGUAAAUGCAAAGGCGUUGCGAUUCUACAAGCAGCCCGGGGUCACAAGCUUCAGGUCUACGGCUCAGGUGCGCAGUCCGGAGCCCUAA